AUGAAGAUGUCAAUGGCCCUUCUACAGAUGCCAAACGAGAUCCUUCUGCUCAUUUUCCACCAAAUGCCAACAAUCCAGGAUGCUGUAGACCUUGCCCACUCAUGUUCACACCUUUAUCAGUUAUUUUCAGCCCCCAGGAACAAAAUCGACAUCCUUUGCUCCGCAGCAAAUGUACCACAGAAGCCCAACCACAGCCUGGACGAGGCUUUUUCUGUGCUAAUCCGCCAGCCGCCAUCGAACUGGCUCCUCCAGAGCGCCCACUCAUCCAAGUACAUGCUUAUUGAACUUGACGACGAAGAGAUCCUGGAUGCAUCUCCAUCAACCUUACUAGACUUCACAGCCAUCCAGCGCCUCCCGAAACACAGCGCAAGCUCACCCACGGAAACCCUCGACGCAUUCCUCACGCAAUUCUACUACCUGGACUUUUCCUUGAGCGGCUACUACGAAAAUAUGACCUCGGAACUGAUAUCCGGAGCAGCUCGACUCCAGCUCCAACUUCUACACGCGUCGCAUAGUGCACCGCCUGCGGACCUUUCCGGCGACACAACAGUGCUUGCGCUGGCUCUGCACUGCCUCGCGAUGCUGUACAUCAUGGACAUGAUCGACCUGUAUAACGUAGACAUACCAGAACCCGAGCUCUUCCGCGACGGAUCCCCCGUGGUGCUCAUGGAACAGGGGGAUGACGAGCGGCGGUUUCUUCCGACUGUACGCGUUCAUAGGCCAGAACAUCGAGACCCGUCGGAGCUGGACUGCGAGAGAAACUCGGGCGGCUCAAGCCUCGAUCUGGAUAGAGAGUUUCACCGCAUGCUGGAACAUGUCGUCCAUGUAUCGUUUUUUCGUCUCUUGGAUACCGCGGACCCGAGACACUGGCCUACAGUGCUGUAUGUGCUUGUGGUUCUUAACAUGGGGGUCCGGGAUAGUCUGCACCCAUUCCUAAGAUGGAGGCGGAAGCUAGGCGAUGCACAGAAGGGGUUUGAUUUUGUAUUCCGGGAUCUGGUGCGGUAUUACUACCUCUGCACGGAUGGUGGACAGAUCCUGAGUGACCGCUGGGAGAAAAGCGAGUAUGCGGCGCGGGUGCAACAUGAUCAGGUUGCUGUUGAGCAUGCUGAGAUGUUGAAUCGUUCAUGGCUGGGACUAGAUAAGGUAGACUGGGACUCUAGGGACGGGGAGGAUGGCGUAGAAGGGUUUGGGGAUAAAGUCGAGUAUUUUGCGUCUGGCGGUGGUUUGUUAUAA
Aspergillus puulaauensis is the source of this 1233-nucleotide messenger RNA. RefSeq lists its product as uncharacterized. The record is from RefSeq and is a predicted model, not a curated record. NCBI's taxonomy places the organism in Eukaryota, Fungi, Ascomycota, Eurotiomycetes, Eurotiales, Aspergillaceae. Bases 1 to 1233 code for a protein of 410 amino acids. The transcript has 3 exons.